Acipenser ruthenus (sterlet) is the source of this 2469-nucleotide messenger RNA. Its product is annotated as SLAM family member 9-like. The transcript has 6 exons. NCBI's taxonomy places the organism in Eukaryota, Metazoa, Chordata, Actinopteri, Acipenseriformes, Acipenseridae. The record is from RefSeq and is a predicted model, not a curated record. Bases 156 to 1229 code for a protein of 357 amino acids.
AGUUAGGUUAGGUUUACAUUGAACAUGGAUAGCAAAGGCUUUUUAACAGCCAAUGACUCAUUUAUCUUCUCUCUGAUCUACCACAGAAGAAGCUUCCUGUUACAGGAAAUCAGGUUCACAGAAAGUAAUUCUCAAGCGAAAAGUACGUGUCAAGUAUGAAGGACCUUCUGUUAACUGUUCUGCUCCACUGUCUGAUAUCAGGCACAGGUAGUGAGAGCAAUCCCACUGAUCGAUACGGAUUAGAUGGAGAAUCUUUUCACCUGGAUGUUGAAGAAUACAACAACUUGACAUUCAGAAAGUUUGUGUGGAGCAAGAACACCAAAAUCAUAACGGAAUAUAAUCUGAAAACACAGGAUAUUGACUAUUACAAGAAUGAAGAAAAGAUGGAGUUUGAUAAGAAGACUUUCUCCUUGCUUAUUAAGAAGCUGGAGAAUACAGACAGUGGGCUUUAUAGAGCAGAAACAGUUCAAGAUGAUGGAGAAAGGAUUCAUGUUGUUACUUACAAGCUGAGAGUCCAAGCGGCUGUCCCUAAACCUAUGAUAAACCUCACAGAGACGUUGAACGCUAACGAAACGUGCAUUGUCACUCUGAACUGUUCAGUGGAGUACAGGGAUGAUGUUUUUAUUUACUGGGAAGAGACUGGGAUCAACAACACAAAGUCAAUCACUAAUGGUAGUUUCCUGGAGUACACUCCGGUCCCCAGCGCCGGCGAUGAAGAAUCCUUCACUUGCUAUGCAGAGAAUCGAGUCAGCAAGAACGCCACCAUCAUUAUGAAGAACAAGCUGACAUGCAGUCAACCAGGGCUUGUUUCAAACUCGCUAUGGGUAUAUAUCGGUCUAUCUGUUGGCAUCAUCUUCCUCCUCAUCAUCAUCUUCAUCUUCUAUUUCAUCCUUCAAAGAAACAGACAAACAGGUGAUGCAAAACUUUGUCCAGAGCUGAAACCGAGUCAAACAGAACCCAAAACCAAACUCCAGAAACGUGGUAUUGCAGGAUUUUCAAAUCUAAAAGUGGAAGAUUCAGUCAACACAACAUAUGCUACGGUUGGGGAGACUAAUCAGUCGACAUCAACACAGAAGCAAACAUCAUCCGUGUACGACCUUGUAAGGAAAGAUCAACUGAAUCAGCCCACAGACCUUCCCCCAGACAACAAAACCAUCUAUGCUUCUGUUCAAAAAACAAGUAUAGAAAGCAAUUGUUCAACCACAAUUAAGAAGUCAAAAAUAAGGUAACAUGCAGUAUGUGAUAUGCCGUCACAUGUUACACUGUUCAGAGUUUGAUGUUGCUGUCAUUCUAAAUCAGGAAAUUUAAUUUUAACUAAGCAAAGAAUGUUUUAAAAAAAUGUGUGACACUUUCCAUUAAGAGUCUCUAAUGACGGUGUAUUUACAUAGUAGUUACUUAGUAAAUACAUAUGUGCUUACACAUCAUCACUAGCUCUUUCUGAGCACUGACUAAACUUUCGGGAACACCCUGAUUAUAAAUGGGAUGGCUAAGCCGUUUCCCCACCAAAUACACCACCACAAACAGACAAAAAUCACACAAGUUUACACCCCUUACGUUUCCUCCUGACUGCUCGGAAGCAGAGCACCUCUUCUGCCUCCUUCUACUCAGCAGCCCUGAACAAACUGACUGCUCUCCUUUUAUACCCUGCACCUGGUUCUAAUUUAAUAAUGAUCUCCAGGUGCAGGGAAUAAUUAAGCAAUGGAACUGAUUAACAACAAAGCAAAAUACAAUUAAAUUAAACAAAUGUGCAUUCCGCACAUUUUUUUUCCUUCAGGGAGGCUUUAACCCCCUCGCUGCUGUCUUACAGCAGUGUGGAGUAGUGGUUAGGGCUCUGGACUCUUGACCGGAGGGUCAUGGGUUCAAUCCCAAGUGGGGGACACUGCUGCUGUACCCUUGAGCAAGGUACUUUACCUAGAUUGCUCCAGUAAAAAACCCAACUAUAUAAAUGGGUAAUUGUAUGUAAAAAAAAAAGUGAUAUCUUGUAACAAUUGUAAGUCGCCCUGGAUAAGGGUGUCUGCUAAGAAAUAAAUAAUAAUGGAGUGAUCUAUAAAAUGCUGCAGCUAGAACUUUAACUCGGGUCAAGAGGCGAGAGCAUAUCACCCUGGCGCUGGCAUCUUUGCAUUGGCUACUGGUUAGUUCUAGAAUAGAUUUUAAGGUGUUGAUGCUAACUUAUAAGGCUGUAAAUGGUGUCCCAUCUCCACACCUUAAAGAUCUUUUGGAACUCUAUGUCCCCAGUCGCCCUCUCCAGUCACUGGAUGCUGGCCUACUGUCUGUACCGAUUAUUCCGAAAAAAACUUCAGGUGGUAGAUGUUUUAGUUAUAUGGCACCUAAACUAUGGAACAAUGCCCAUCAUAAUUAGAAAAGCCUCUUUAGUCAAUGUCUUCAAAUCUACCCUAAAAACCCAUUUCUAUAGUCUGGCAUUUUCAUCCAGGUGAGCUGAUAUCCUCUUGCUAUAUAUAUAUAUAUAUA